UGCUCCCCAGGGCUGCAGUGGCUUCCCAGGACUGAGCUCCGCGGAUUGGCCCGGAGCACCCCACUCUCCUCCCUCCCUGCCCUCCUCCUUCAGCACCCACAACCCACGGAGAUUGGACAGCCGGGUGCCACAUGGCAGAGGGGAGUCAGGAUACAAAACGAGCUGGACCUGGGGACUGCAGCGGCAGAACAGCCGGGAGAAGUUUGCAGGGAGGUGGAACCGAACUUCCCCGCCUGCCACGAGCCGGUGCCGGGGAGGACAGACAGAGGGGCUGCGGCCAUCCAGGGAGCCCUUUGAGGCGAGCACCAGCGGCGGAGCAUCCUGUCCCCUCUGCGCUAUGUCCCUGGUGGUGAAGGAAAAGAACCACGUGCGGUUGGUCUUCUUGGGCGCUGCCGGCGUGGGCAAGACAGCCCUCAUCCGCCGCUUCCUGAUGGACACCUUCGAGCCCAAGCACCGGCGCACGGUGGAGGAGCUGCACAGCAAGGAGUACGAGGUGAGCGGGGCCACGGUCAAGGUGGAAAUCCUGGACACCAGUGGCAGCUACUCCUUCCCGGCCAUGAGGAAGCUCUCGAUCCAGAACAGCGAUGCCUUCGCCCUGGUCUACGCCGUAGAUGACGCCGAGUCCUUUGAGAGCGUCAAGAGCUUGCGGGAGGAGAUCCUGGAGGUGAAGGAAGACAAAUUCCCUCCCAUCGUGGUGGUCGGCAACAAGGCGGAGAGCGGCAGCGAGCGGCAGGUGCCGGUGGAGGAUGCUCUGUCGCUGGUGGAGCUGGACUGGAACAGCCGCUUCGUGGAGACGUCGGCCAAGGACAACGAGAACGUGCUGGAGGUGUUCAGGGAGCUGCUGCAGCAAGCCAACCUGCCCGCCCGGCUCAGCCCCGCGCUCUGCAAGAGGAGGGAGACGCUGCCCAAGGAGCAGGCGCUGAGGCCUCCCAUGAACAAGACCAACAGCUGCUCCGUGUGCUGAGCCGCCCGCCCCGCGCCCGCAGGCAGCAGAACCGGCUGGAAUCUCAGGUGGGCUGGGAGGGGAGAGGAGCUGCCCCGGCCAGAACCAACCCUGCUGCCUCCAACCUCUCCCCUCCUCAUCCCCACCCUGCCCAGGGGGACCGGGGAGAGCUGGAGAUGAGCAGGAGGAGGGACUUGGAAGGGAUGCUGGAUGCUGAGGGAGUGCGGGGAGAGGGUGAGGUCCUCAAGAGGCAGGAGGGGUACCUGGGAAACAGGCAGACAAGCAGCGGGGCUGUGUCUGUGCCCAUCAAAAGGCAGAUGUGGGCAUCGUGCGGCUGCCUCGCACCCGCUGCUGCCACUCUCCUGGGUCUCCUGUGGGGCUGUGUCACCUCACCCCAAGCACUCCAUGGGCAGCCUCCUGGCACGGCUGGCAACAGGUCUGGUGUCCAAAGUGGUUCUGGGUUUGUACCUGGGGGUAGAGCAUGUGAUAGGGCAGUCUGUGCACCUCUUGAA
Molecule: messenger RNA, 1455 nt
Organism: Pezoporus occidentalis (night parrot)
Lineage: Eukaryota; Metazoa; Chordata; Aves; Psittaciformes; Psittacidae
Product: GTP-binding protein Rhes-like
Exons: 1
Coding region: 338-964 (208 amino acids)
Molecular function (GO): GTP binding; GTPase activity
Source: RefSeq, a predicted model, not a curated record